This is a messenger RNA of Brienomyrus brachyistius, 1518 nucleotides long. RefSeq names its product distal-less homeobox 4b (gene dlx4b). The record is from RefSeq and is a predicted model, not a curated record. Gene Ontology annotation, molecular function: DNA-binding transcription factor activity, RNA polymerase II-specific; RNA polymerase II cis-regulatory region sequence-specific DNA binding. Gene Ontology annotation, biological process: negative regulation of transcription by RNA polymerase II; embryo development; cell differentiation. NCBI's taxonomy places the organism in Eukaryota, Metazoa, Chordata, Actinopteri, Osteoglossiformes, Mormyridae. The transcript has 3 exons. Bases 268 to 1026 code for a protein of 252 amino acids.
CAUCGGAUCCAUAUGUAUGAAGUGGCCAGAGAAAUUGUGAAGUUUUCCCAUGAUUUCAGCGAGAUUCCCACUAAACUCGUUUAACUUGCUACGGUGAAACUUCAAAGGAUCUGGAAAUAUAUUGAAAAAUAGUGGAAUAUUUUUUUCGUUUCCAGUUUUUAUUAGUUUUAUUAAUUUUGAGAUGGAUCGAGUCCAAGUUUCCUCUCGCUAGUGGCAAUUACUUUAUGCAGCCUUUCCAGCGCGUCGUUUUUAUGGACUCCUCGAUCGAUGAUGACUAUGAGUUCAAUGUCUGAUAGUCUGAUUGCUUCAGACCCGUCCAAAUCAGCCUUUUUAGAGUUUGGACACGGAAUCCCCGCACACCAGCAGCACUCCCCCGGACUGUCUCAUAACCACUACCCAGUUCAUGGCUUGCACGCCGGCGGACACGCGCAGCACGAAAGUCCCUUCUCUUCGAGCGCGUCCUCCUACGGUCGGUCGCUGGGGUACCCGUACCCGAGCACGGUGAGCACUCACCAUCCGAGUGCUUACCUGUCUUACCAGCACAAUAGCCACAGCAGCACUUUGGGGCACACGCGAAUAGAAGAUACAGAUCACGAGAAGCCAACCGUCAUUGAGAACGGCGAAAUUCGACUGAACGGCAAAGGCAAGAAGAUCCGUAAGCCCCGAACCAUUUACUCCAGUCUACAACUGCAAGCACUGAACCAGCGGUUUCAGCAAACCCAGUACUUGGCUUUGCCCGAGCGCGCAGAUUUGGCAGCUAAGCUGGGCCUGACUCAGACACAGGUUAAGAUAUGGUUCCAAAACAAGCGGUCCAAGUACAAGAAGAUCAUGAAGCACGGCUCGAAUGGACCAGAAGGAGAGCUGCUCCACACCACGAACCCCAUGUCGCCCUGCUCCCCUGGGCUGUGGGACGUGUCAAUGGCGAACAAAGGGGCGCCGACUCACGCCAGCAGCUACAUGAACAAUUUUGGACACUGGUACCCGACCCACCACCAAGACACAAUUCCCAGACCUCAGAUGAUGUGAUGGGUUUAUCUGAAUUGGCAAAGCUGCACAUGAAGAAUUCCAUCCUUUCAUUUCAUCACAUCUAAAUGCGCUCCCCCCCCCCCACUCCUUUUUACUUAAGAAUGGUUUUUAAAAGAUAUGUAUAUAAAUUUUAAUCUUUUUUUGUCUUUUAUAGUUGGAAGUGUGUCAUGCCUUUAAAGGGACAUGUCCCUAAGAGACUUCAUCUGGUGUUUGAAUGCCUGUGUUUUGUUGCUGUUUGUAUGAAAUGUAUAGUCAUUUUUUUUUGUCCUUAAAAUGCCAUGCAGAAAUUAAAUGACGUAAUUAGGUAGAAAGACGGGACUUGGAAGCCCUGGUAUAUGUUUACCUGCGUGGGAUGGGAUGAUUUCGACCCUAGGGGGGGCUGAUCUUUUUUUCCGUAGAUCAGCGGAAAACUGGAUCGUCCUUACCAUGUGAUAUUCUAAAAAAUAACCAUGAUAACCAAUCUGAUAAUAAAAAUACAUUUAUAACUUUAAA